GUUGCCACUCAUCUCUGAACGAUUUGAAAAGUAUAGACAGCUAGUUGUUUGCAUGGAGGCUUAUAUACACGAUCACUUAACUAUUGUCACCACAAGUAUCAAAUCACACGAAAAGCUACGUAAAAGUACUUCCAUUGACUCGGUAGUAAGGUUUGAAACUGAUCCAGAGGGUUCUAUGCAGGUGACUGAGACAUCGGAAAUCGAGCACGCUGGGUCUCAUGACCAUGAUAUCAACACUUUUUUCCGCCUUUUACAAGACCAGACGGAAUCACUUAUCAAGCAAAUGAGCCUUGCAGAAACUACCAUGAAAAGUCAAGUCAUUCCACAACUGAAGGGACUUCAAUCGUCAAUAAGUACGAAGCAAAAAGAGUUCAGUCACUUGUGUCACACACAUGAAAAGGAAUACAAGCUGGCAUUACAACAAACGAUGAAGGAAUUGGAACAUUUUGAGUUAUCUAUUUCGAAGUCCGAAAUGUUGCCUGAAAAUGCAAAGUCGGAUUUUCGUCAUGACCCUUAUUUCAGUAAAAGAAUACUCAUGUCUCAGGCAGACGCACAGCUUCAGUCUGAGCAGAAGUUUUUGAAUUUCAUACAAAAAAGUGAAACUGACUUGAGAUUAGCCGAAAUCCAAACUAUGCAGGAGUUGAAGCAAGUCUUCGAGUUAUUCUCAUCAAUUUUGGUUCACCUUCACGAAGACUACAGUAAAAGCUUUCAAAAGUUAAAUUCACAUUUUCAGGACAUCCCAAAUGAUCUUGAAUGGUCACGAUUUCUAAAAGUAUACGACAACAAACUAGCCUCAACAUCAGAAACUUUGCCUGGUUUAUCACAUCCCUCUUCUAACCGAGACUCGAUCCCCGAACCUCAUGAAAGAAAUCUCGAAACUGUGACUUUUCCAAAUAGACGACAUUUCUCAACAGUUCCCAUAUUGGAAGGAGUUUUGGCAAGAAAGGAUGGAAAGUUUAGCUCGAAGAUGUCAUCACAUUAUUAUGUUAUCACCAAAAAUCGAUUUCUCUUCGAGUUCAAUUCCAGGGUCUGUUCGAACACCCAACCAAAUCAUGUCUUUUUCCUACCUGAAUGCACUGUCAAAGAUUUAGUCGACUCAGGCCCUUACAGAUUCAAACUUCAUGGCAAAGAUUUGUCAUCAGCAUUCAUCAAGAGCUCUAAAACAUUGGUGUUGGAGGCAUCCUCUGAAGACGAACUCAAGACUUGGUACAAUGUCCUGAGCGAGCUGACAGGUUUGAUGUACUCAAGCCAAGAAUCUCGAGAUUCGGACUAGCCAAAAGUCAGGUGCUUAAAAGAUUAUAUACGCUAAU
Molecule: messenger RNA, 1310 nt
Organism: Ogataea polymorpha
Lineage: Eukaryota; Fungi; Ascomycota; Pichiomycetes; Pichiales; Pichiaceae
Exons: 1
Coding region: 53-1273 (406 amino acids)
Source: RefSeq, a predicted model, not a curated record